GGCGUUCUUCCCUCGACGGGAUCAAGGGAUUGUGAUGUGUGGAUCCAUGAUUCUUUCGCUGGUGUAGAUCCACGUUGGAGAGGACCGCAGCGGAUGGCGACUAGAUUCUUCAAGGAGGCGAACCAAAUUUGCAGAUCCCAUCGUUAUAAGGGAUAUCUUUUUUUGGUCGUCCGAAUAUCAGCGAAUAGCAGCAGGACCAAGAGAUGAUUGAGUUGGAAAGAUAUCAAAGUGAUUCCUAGACGAAAUAUCGGCAAAGCGUUUGGUG
Molecule: messenger RNA, 265 nt
Organism: Linum tenue
Lineage: Eukaryota; Viridiplantae; Streptophyta; Magnoliopsida; Malpighiales; Linaceae
Source: the annotation of a GenBank genome assembly